ACCAGUGCUUCGAUAAGGUAUUUCUCAUAACUUUCCAAUUUUAUUAAAAAAUACUUCCCAUUCAAAAUAACUAUAUGAAAGUAUAAAAUAUCAGUUUUAUUGAUAAUAAUAAUAUCAAUAAUGUCUAUCCGUUUAUUUGAGAGCAUAAAACACGCCAACAUUUAUGCCAAAUACAGGGCCACUGUUGCCGACAAUGUGAUCAAAGCUAUUUUAGAGUAUCUAGGUCAUAAAUUGCCGACAAACCAAUGGGAUACUGUUGUGGACGUGGGCUGCGGCACUGGUCAGGGGACCAAUAGUAUUGCCCCGUACUUUAAACAUUGUUACGGGUUUGACGUAAGUGCUGCCCAGAUUAAAGUGGCCAAAGAGUCACCGCAUGCCGAUAAUGUCCAAUUUGAGGUUUGUCCGGCAGAGAGUUUACCGUCGAUCACAGCAAACAGUGUCCAAUUGGUGACCGCUUUUCAAUGCGUCCAUUUCAUCGACUUUGACAAGUUUAUUGACGAAACAUCGCGCGUUUUGGCCGAUAAUGGUGUGCUAGCACUGGUAGGCAAUCAAAUUGGCGAUACAAUAGACCCGUGUAAUCCCGAUGACAGGACUAUUGCUAAACUUGUUUACGAUACCCGACGGGAUCCCCGAAUGAUGGCCUACAAUCACCCGAAUCGAUCACAGCUUGAGAAUUAUUAUCGCGAUUAUAAAUUUCCAGCCAAUUAUGAGUACCACUACUUGGAUAAUAUCACGGCCACCAAAACGGUUACCGCAGCUGACAUUCUCGGCCGCAUUGAGUCUGCUUCCCGAUAUCAGUCACUGGCCAGUAAUGAGCCGCAAACGGCAAAAAAACUGUCUCAAGAGUUUACCGAUAAUUUGAAAUCACUAUUGAAAUGUGAGGACUUGUCGGCUAAACAAUUAACAAUGAAUUAUAACUAUUUUAUAGCAAUGGGUCGUAAAAUUAGUAAUUAA
This is a messenger RNA of Oppia nitens, 954 nucleotides long. Its product is annotated as putative methyltransferase DDB_G0268948. The record is from RefSeq and is a predicted model, not a curated record. NCBI's taxonomy places the organism in Eukaryota, Metazoa, Arthropoda, Arachnida, Sarcoptiformes, Oppiidae. Gene Ontology annotation, molecular function: S-adenosylmethionine-dependent methyltransferase activity. The coding region runs from base 121 to 954 and encodes 277 amino acids. The transcript has 2 exons.